CUGUUUCGUUUUCUCUAAAACAAAAAUGGCAUCUCACGGAAAACGUGGAGACGGCGUUAGGCUCAAAGUUAGAAUGUUCCCCACGGAAAUAGUGGUUGAUUCUGCUAUUAAAACUAUUACCAUAGAACCUUUUUGGAUGAUGGUAUUUUUUGCGGAAUGCCAUUCUAUUCACGAUGUUAAAGAUACAAUUUUGUCCAAGCUCAAUAUGCGUGCCAACAAAAUAAAAAUAAUUGACAAUAAAUUAAAAAAUAGUGGUAACUGGAGUUUGAGUAUGGAAUCAGAUAAUGAAGCUGAAAUAUUUGAAAGCAAUGCAGAAAGUGAUGAUCAGCAAAAACCAAAAUCUCGUACAAAAACAUCAACCAAAACCAAUCACAGUUCUACAGUUCCCAUCGCAACUCUUGCUAAUAAACAAAGUAUUACAAUAACUCCUCAUCCUGUGACUGUGAAGCCAAAGACCGUGACAAAAUUGAUCAGAUUUGAAUCAUGUCGUCUAAGUAUCGACAACUGUGUUUUACCUAGCUGUGAAAGAUCAGAAAUUUUAAAAGAUGAUGACUUAGUAUCUGUUAAAGUGACGUAAGUGUCCAGAAUGUUUUGUGCAACCUAACCCACGCCUACAGUUUUAGAUUUAUUAUGAACAAGUCCUCUUCUAAUAAUUAUAUAUAAUUUUUGAGGCCUAAAAUAUUUUAUUUGUUAUGAGAAAUAUGUGCUGAACACUUAAAUUGUCUUUAUUGAUAUUGAAUGUAUAGUUUGGAUGCAUCAUGAAUCAUUAUAUAUAUUUAUAUGAAUAUAUAGUAAAUAGGGCAUAUUCAGAAAUGGGCCUAAUAAAAGAAGUCUAAAAAGAGGCCAUAAUAGGCUAUCCAUAAAUGAUGUCAAACAAAUUUUUAUGACCCCUCUCCAUUUCCCGCUUCGUCAUCACAAAAAGUUAGACCCCGCCCCCUUCAAAUACAACAUCAAAGACCUCUGCACCCCCCUCUCUUUUAAAAAAUCCAUCUGUCCACUACUGUCCUUUACAGACCCUUAAAAAAUACCCCCACCCCCCCAAUGGCUGUCGGAUUACGGCACCUGUAAUUCCUGCCUCCUGCCUUUAAAAAUAAAAAUCAGUUUGGUUAGCAGCAGUAAAUCUUUUUUUCUGGUGAAUUUUGUUUGUGAAUUACUUUUUUUUUUUUUUUCUCUUUUUCCUAGAAAGUUAAUUUAACAAAUAAAACUGUAAUAACUUAAUUUAAUUAAUUAUUUUCAUUAAAACAUUUUUUAAUACAAUAUAAUUUAUACAGGGGACAAAGGGAUUUAAAUAAAAAUCAGUUUGGUUAGCAGCAGUAAAUCUUUUUUUCUGGUGAAUUUUGUUUGUGAAUUACUUUUUUUUUUUUUUUUCUUGUUCCUAGAAAGUUAAUUUAACAAAUAAAACUGUAAUAACUUAAUUUAAUUAAUUAUUUUCAUUAAAACAUUUUUUAAUACAAUAUAAUUUAUACAGGGGACAAAGGGAUUUUGGGAAAAGUUUUGAAAUUGUGAGGGGAUGCUGCGUUGCAAAAAGUUUAACAAUCCCUGCCCUUGAUCAUUUAUUAAAAUCCCCCCUUCCCCCUACACCAUUUUCUUUCCAACUCACUUCCAACUCACUUCACCUGGUAUCCCAAAUUCUAUGAAUCCCGUCUCCACAAUUUCGAUAUAAAUUGUCACGAUUGUCAAAGUGCAUACACCCAGAUUCUCUUACUCCGUAGGGGUUCUGUAAUUUGAUCAAAGGCCCUUUCUUGGACCUCACAUACAUGUACUGAUUCUCUUAGUGAUUGCAAUUUAAAAAUAAAAUAAUUACAAUUGUUUUGUACAAAAAUAAUAUUACAAAUGUCUGUAAUUUAGUGUUAUGAAGUGUAUUUUUUUUCAAGAAUGUUCGCUUUAAAUGUGACGUCACAUUGCUUACCCCCGCCACUCAACAUCUCAAAAAUGUCCCGUCCCCCCUCCCUCCCCUCAACCAAACAUGUAACAUCAUUUGUGCAUGGCCCGUAAUGAUGAGAGUAUGAAUAUGACUUCAAAUAAAACAACUUAUAUAAAAUGUAUUUGAUUUGAGUGCCCAUAUGAUCUGUGUUAUUUAGAGAGAAUUGUGUUUCUUCUAUAUUCUCAUUUUUAAGGAUAAACAUGAGGCCUAGACUCUAAUACUAAUUAUUGUGGACAAUUUAAAAGACUUUUUAAAAAGUUUAUCCUAUGGAUAUAUGUUACGCUCAUUAAUCAGAAACUGCCUGUAUGCAGCUUAUCUACUAUCUAGGCAAAUAUUAUCUACACAUGAAUUUUGCAAGAUUAACAAACAUGAAAAUAAUUAAAGAAAAAUGAAUUCCAUAUUAUUACCAAAUCUAAAUGAUCACGAAUUAUGUCAUUGCUGUCAUUAAAGGAGUUUAUUUAUGGCUGGUUUCUAUGCUAGAGAAAUACUUUAGAUGUAUUAUGUUUAAUAUGUUUUAAUUGUAAAAUAUUGUCUUUUUUAAAUAGGUAUUUAUUUAUGUACUGAAAAUGAGUAUAUACAAUGUAAUUAAAACAUUUCCAUUUAUUUGGAUCUAUAAAGAAUCUUAUCUUGUAUAAUCCAGAGUCUUUAGUACACAAAUUACCAUGAAAUUGAUUCUGCAUUGUCUAAACAAGGGCUCCUCACAACACAAAGUUAUUUACAUUAAUAAAAACAAAUUUCAGGUUAUGAAAAGGUUCGAACCAAUUUUAUUAUUUUGGAGCUCUAAAAAUAGGUUUCAAGUCUGCUAUAUUACUAUAUAAAUAAUAUAAAUAUUAGAUUUAAUAGCAAGUUUUAAAAUGAUACUUAUUAUUUAUUUGAAGUAUGUUGAGAUUAAAUGUAUACAAAGUAAACUUUGAAUGGAAAUGUAUUUAAAUGAAAGAUUAUAAAUCUUCUGAGUUGUCACACUUUGUAAAAGCACAUUAUUUAAUUUCUAAUUAUUCAAUUAUUUUAUUGCAGUAGUUGCAAACUGUGUGAACUAGGGUCAUUAGAGUUGGACAGAAGUCAACAGAAAAUCUUCAAAUCGAGAAAGUUACUAUCAAAAUCAGAUGAAUUAGUGGAAAAUGGUGUCCAUUCUGAUGAUUUCUUUUUUGAAAAACCUGCAGCAAAUUGUGAUAGUAUUUCUUUAAACACAGAUGAGUCUUCUGAAAUUAAGUCAAAAACUAAGUACAAAAAAAGGAAAAGAACUGUGUCACAUGAAAUUGAUCAAUCACUGAUAAACAUAGAUGAAGAAACCAGCAAUGAAGAAAAAAAGGGAGUGUCUGAAUGUGAGAAUAAUAUUAUUAUGACCAGUUGUUUGGUAGAUGCAAUUGACAAGUCACCAGGAAAAAAGCGCAAACGAUCUAACAAAAGAAAUAGAAUGAAACCUUCAUCUGAAGACGACAACUCAGACCUACGUAAUCUUGGCACGGAUAUAAUUAAUUUAGACCAAGAGUCAACCAGUUAUCAAGAAAAUGGAAUUAGUAAUAAUAUUAUUGAUGCAAUCAAAGGAUUUAUGCCAGAACCUCAAAAUGGAGACACAAGAAUUAUUAAUAACUCCAAAGAAAAAGAUGAACAAAAUGUCAGUGAGAUGGAAAUGGAAAAUUCUGUUGAAACUGUCGCCAGUUCAAGGGAGAGUAAUCUACCACAUAGUGAGAUUGAUGCAUCCAAUUACUUAGAGCAGUUGUUGAAAAAGAGGGCAGAAGAGCUCUCAGCCAGAAACAGUAAACCCACAUGUGAUAGUCUUACUGAAAACACAACAGAUCAGCCGAAGCGUAAAAGGAACCGCAAAAGGAAAAAGAAAGGGACCAGUGCUUCAAGUGCCCAACCUUUGGAAACUGCCGUUACCCAAACGGAUUACUCAUUACAUCUUCCACCUCAUCUUAUGCCACAAAACAGCCGCCUGACAUUUGACCGUGAAGAUGAGUUUACUGUGCCGGAGGUUAACAGGGAUGUAAGCUUCCUUGACACUCCUGUGACCACUACGGCACCGAAAAACUCAGAAAGCAAUGAAGAAGUACAAGUAAGUAAAAGAAUUCUUAAGCCUUUACAUGGCAAGCUGGCAGAACAAAACACCUUGUCAGGAGAUAAAAGUAGUCAAAUAAAUGGCGAUGAUCAAGAGAAAAAAAAAGAAAUUCCUGUACUACCUCACAGUUCUGGGGAUAGAAGUUUCCAAAACAGUGUCAGGUCUAUGCCAGUUAAACCAAGCUUGUCAGAUGCAAAUUUAAGAAGGGCAACAGUUAGUUUUAUUGACAGAGCACUGAUGACACCCAUGAGUGAUGAUGCACACCAAACAUCAAAUACAAGCACCCCCUUGGGGACACCCAUAGACCCCACUGAUAAAUUUCAACAGCUCCUAAGACAGAGAAGCUUUUCUGGUCGGCAGUUGGAGGUAAGCAAAUCUGUCGCAGGGCACUCACUCUGUGUCUCUCACAGAAAGAAGAGGGACAAGAGUUUUGAUGCAAGUUUUUCCAGUGCGGCCGAUCCUGAAACUGAUGUGCUCACCAACGUUUCAACCAUCCAACAGGUAGUUAGAGUUUUUAAAAUAAAAUAGUCUUAAAAUCAUUAGUUACUUUAAAAAUACUAUAAAAAAAAAAGCCCCCAAAAAUUAUCUCUGUAAUUUGAAUUGGGCUUUAUUUUAAUUUUUCUCAAAUUAUCAUAAACAUUUUCUAUUUCACAUAAUUAUUAAAUUUAAAAAAAAGAAAAUCUCAUUUCAAUUAAGCAUUAGUUUCAAAUAGAGUCAGUAAAACUUCUUUUGUGAAAAAGUAAUUAUUGAAAUUGAAGAGGAAAAAUGGGAUAACACCUCUGAGAAGUUAAAGUUUUAUCGUUAUAAACAAUUUUCUCCAAUCAUAUGUAGGCCACCUCACUCCAGCCAAGUCCAGCCCAAAGACAGGCCACUGAAUUACGUCAAUCAACAGAUACCAGCAGAGCUAUCAUUACUCAGACUUCAUCCAACCAAAGUUUUAAGUCAGCUGAUGUCAACGAUGAGAAACUAAAAGGUCUACCAAAGGCAGGGGAUAUUCUGGUUUUCAAAGUAAGUAUGAAGGUGGUGGUAGUAUUUGAAGUAAGUAUGGAGGUGAUGGUAGUAGCUGAUCUGUUUACCCUCAAACACUUAAAAUCGUACAAUAUCAUCACAAACUCGUUGAAUACAUUAUCUUAAUAGUAAAAAAAAAUAGCCCUACAGUAUAUAUGAUGUAUACACCUCAAAAUCGUACAUUAUACGCCAAAAUCAUAAGAGUAAACAGGUCUGUUGUAGUUGAAGUAAGUAUGGAGGUUGUGGUAGUAGUUGAAGUAAGUAUGGAGGUUGUGGUAGUAGUUGAAGUAAGUAUGGAGGUUGUGGUAGUAGUUGAAGUAAGUAUGGAGGUGGUGGUAGUAGUUUUUGUUGCUUUUCAAUGAAUUCUUCUUUGUUUUGUGAAUUAAUAUAUUUACUUUUUUAAUCUUUAACCAUUUUUUAAACAUAAAACAAAUUUCUAAUGUAGAAAAUACUAUUUUUUUCAAUUUAAAGACGUAAAUUUCAAAGAAUGUAAUCUAUGAUGUAAAUUCUUAUUUUCAGAAGAAUUCAUACAUUUUCUCAGUGUUAUCGUGACAUUCAUAAUGGUGUUUGCUAAUAUACAUGGGCACUUAUUCAUUUACAAUAUUUGUUGUUGUGGAAGUCCAGUCACAUCUGAUUAUUUAAUCUGAUAUCAAAAAUAACUUUACAGAGCAGUAUGUUGUUAAAAAAACCCAAAAAACAACGAUCAGCAAAGUUGCUUGUUAGCAGCCAAGUUGGCAUGGGAUAAAAAAAAAGGGCCAUCCACACUAUCACAACACCAACAACAUAAAGAAUGAGAAGUGUUUAAAAAAAACAAUCUUAUGUCCUAGAACUUGGUUAAUUUUAAAUAUAUAUUUACGUUCUAGGUUCUUGAACUAUCAGAUGACUACACACCUACCCUGUCUGACUUCAAGGUUUGUCAAACUGUUUUAUGAAUUUGUGAUACACAGUCCAUAAUAACUCAAUUCAUAUUGCAAAAUAAAUCUAAAACAUUCCAUUUUUUUUCCUAUUUCUAGUAUGUGGUCAGGUGUUAAAGAGAAAAUGUGAACCAAAAUUAUUUAAAGACCAUACAUAAUUUUCCUUCUAAUUAAAAUCCCCCUCAGCUUUGUGAUCUAGAAUUUAUUAAAUACACAAAGCUGGACGCCUGUUAAUAUUUAAAGGUCAGCCAUGUGCUGUUCAUUUCUAUUUUCUAACUUCAAAAGCUGGACUCUGUGAAGACAUGUAUAUCCAACCUAUACUGUUUUCUUUCCUCCCUACCAAUAUUCUAUAACAGGAGGCCAAAGUUCUUCAUGUUGACUCUGAGUCCUUCUCAGUUCAAGUAGAGUUGAAAAAGGAGAAAGGUAAGAAAAGUAUUUAAUUGUUGAGUUUUGUUGCAAUUCUUACACCGGUAGUUAUAAAACUGUUUUAUAUUUUCAUAAGUAUAAUCUUGUGUUGAAAUCACCAAGUCUUAAUCAGUGCCAAGUAAAAUUUUGGUGAAAAAAUUUAUACAUAUGAAUAUUAAAUAACUUAUAUUUUUUUAUUUUUUGCAAAUAAAAUAAAUUACAAAUUGUUCUUGUUUUUUAAGGAAAGGGUAUAGAAUUAUAGAACACCAAAAUGAAAUUCAAAAUGUUAUCUUUAAAUAUUAAUUCUUAUCUUCAAAUAAUACAUCUCAGAUAAGAAUUUAGAAAUUCAUUUAGUUGCAAUAUUUCAAGAAAAAACAAUUAUGCCAAGGGUAGCAUAGACUUGCCCUAUGAAUUUAUUUUAUUUAAAAAAAAUUUCAGUCACUUUUUUAUAAUACAUUUGCUUCUCAGUGAAUUAAGCGAUAGAUUGAUCCGGUUAGGUAUUACUUCUUCUUUGCAAUAUCAUCUCCCUGUGGAGGAAAGACCAUUAACAAUAAUAUUUCCACUCCUUCUGGUCCCUUGAAAUCUUCUCUAACUCUUUCCAACUUCGUUCCAGUUAAGUCAUUAGGUAAGUUUAAAAAAGAACUGUUUAACUUACCCUAUUUGGCUCAUCUGCUUAAAAUAACUAUCAACAAAUUGUUCUUUUGAAAUUUAAUUGUCACCAGUCGUAUUUGUUUUCCCAGAGGAUAGAUGUUCAAAGUACUUUCUCAAAUUGUUUUUACAAUAAUUAAUUUCUAAACAUUGAGUUGAUGCAUGAACUAUUUAACACUGAAUUAAUGCAUGAAAUGCUUACAUUGAAUUGAUGUUGCUGUGUUUCAGGGAGACAAAGAAGGCAAGGCAGGUUUGAACUGAACUAUGGGGAGGAUGAAGAUGAGGAUUAUGGAGAAUUCGAACAAGAUAACGUUGUAAGUCUUUCUUUUAAUUCUUUAAAUGCCCCUUGGGUACAUAAAGAAGUGUAAUUUACAAAAUAACAUUAGGAGAACUGAGUGACAAUUUCAUAGAAGCAGCUCAAAAUGGUGGGUGGGGGGGGGGGUGGUUUGGAGGCAGUUGGCCAUUGUCAGUGGCAAAAAGUUAAGACACACCACUGAGUAAGUCACAUUCAUAGUUAUAGACUUGAUAAGCGAUUUGGGUGCUUUUGUGGUUCAAAUCUUUUUGCCAAGUCUCCUGAUGUUGGAUAAACAUGCCCAUGUCUAUGUGAGUGUCUUAUAAAUUCUCAAACAUAUGAUGAUCCUGAAAGAACCUUUGUAAAAAAAUAACUUGAGUAAAAAGUAAAGGUGCAAGACAAAUGCUUGAAAUUGAAUACAAAUAAAAUAAUAAUAAUGCACAUACAUUUUGAAACAGCAUUAGAAAUAAUUUGUCUUUGAUCAUUUAUAUUUGUGAUCUUAUUUAUUACUAAAAUAAGAGGAGGACUUCCUGCUUUAGCAGUUAUGUAGUUGAUAAAGUGCGGGGAAAAUAAUCAAUUACAAACCAUCAUGGUUAAAAUAGGAUCAUUGUGCACAUAGGUAAGGGGAGGGCACUUAAAAAUUAAAUCACCUGAAUUAAUUGAAUUAAUGAUGUCCCUUUGUGGACCAGUUUACCCCCCCCCCCCCCCCCCCCCCCCCCCGUACCCCCCUUAUGUAAUUGUGCAUAUAUCACCAACGGCUUUAGAUCAAAUGCCCAAAAUGCUGCUAUAUUUAAGAAUUAAGAAUGACACUUUGUUCCUGAACUUAAUCCCAUCUAUAUUUCAAUGGUUCUGUUCUACUGCCUUUAGAAAACUUUUUUCUUCUUUGUGACCCAUUUCUUUCAUUAGGGCUUGUAACAUCUGUAACAACUUUUUUUUUUGUACCUACAGGUAAUCUAUGGUCUUUCUGAGCUGUUGGAGAUGUCAGUGAUUUCAGGAGCAGAUCACGGCAGACCAAGAAAGUAAUCCAUGCAUUUAUUUUUCAGUUAUGUUUUUUACAUGAAGCAGUAAACAAAAGUUGAUUACUGUUAAAGCAGGUCAGUUUACUGUUGAUUGGGAAACCAUUUAAAAAGAAGAACAACAACAAAA
Molecule: messenger RNA, 8396 nt
Organism: Lymnaea stagnalis (great pond snail)
Lineage: Eukaryota; Metazoa; Mollusca; Gastropoda; Lymnaeidae
Source: the annotation of a GenBank genome assembly